Messenger RNA from Oldenlandia corymbosa var. corymbosa, 2256 nucleotides. The record is from the annotation of a GenBank genome assembly. NCBI's taxonomy places the organism in Eukaryota, Viridiplantae, Streptophyta, Magnoliopsida, Gentianales, Rubiaceae.
AUGCCGGAUCAUGGUUUGUUUGUUGAGGAAAGUCCCGGUGGUAGGCGUGUAGUGAAGAUCAAGAAUGAUUCACAUGUAGAGUUCAUGAACCGUAUAGAUCCAAUGUCAUGUUUGGAUUUAUACAUAGAUUUGGAAGAUAUCAUUUACGAAGAAAGAGAAGCGAUUUUUGAAAACAACGUGUCAUUUGGUGGUUUUCCAAGAGGGGAACGUGCUAGUACUUCUCGAAACCGUAAUGAAGAGGAGACACCUUUAUUUGCACAAGAUGACUACCGGGAAGAGUCGGAUCCCGACUACAUAGCUCCAAGUGAAAGUGAAGAGACUGUGAUGUCUCCGGAGAGAGUGAUUUUGAAGAAAGUGAUGAUGAAAGGAAUGGACAUUGGUGUUUGUUUCAAAUCUCAAUCAGAAGCAAAGCAUGCUGUGAAAUUAUGGAACAUCCAUCAUAAAAGGGAAUAUACGGUCGCCGCAAGUAGUCCAAUGACGUGGGCUGUGCGGUGCAGAACAUUAAAUGUGGAAAGUGAGGAUGGUGAACCACCGUGUGAGUGGAAGAUACGUGUGUUUUUGAAAGCUCACGGCCUUCAUAAAAUUGUGAGAUGGCAUGAUUCACAUAAUUGCAUGACUCACAUAAAAUUACUCAUCAGGAGAAAGGUUGAGGACAACGUAUAUUAUACGGUAGCAUCGGCACAGAAAGAUGUGAAGACCUUAUUGAAAGUAGAUGUGCCAUACAAAAGAGCGUGGCACGGGAGGAGGAAAGCCAUAGAAGCGAUCUAUGGUGAUUGGACCUCGAAUUUUGAAGAACUUCCACGGUAUAUCGCUGCGCUUAAGUUUACUAAUCCUGAGACUGUAGUUGAGGAUUUGGAUCAGUGUAGUCGAUACAGUUGGGGAUCAGCACUGCUGGCUGGUUUGUACUCUGGACUGCGCGAGGCAUCACAGUACACCAUGCACAACGCCACUGGCUAUCUAUAUUUGCUACAGGGUGAAGUAUUGAACAACAUUCGCGUGAGUUCCGAGAAGUUUAGAGAAAAACAAGAAGAUGAGAAUCUCCUAGACGAAGAACUCGACAAGCAUUUAGACGAUAUCAUCAAUCAAACACAUGCUGCUUUAACCCUGGGUGCAAAUGAUGAGAUGGACGUGGAGGAUGCCCAAAUCCUAGUUGAUGAAGAUCCAUCUUUGCCAUCACAACCUCCGCCGAGUAAAAAAGCGAAACCGUGGUCGAGAGAAAGGUCCCAAUCCCCCCUCGGACAUCGCAACAACAAACUGAGGGAUUGCCUUUCCAACUCGAAGCUAAACAACUGCAAUCUCAUUGUUACCGAGGAUUGGUACCAAGGAAUCAUGCUAGUUGCAUUAAGGGCUAUAGCUCUGCCAGCAACCUCAUUUCUCCGUACACCCCUAUGCAGCAUGUGUUGUGAUGCCCCUCCCCUUUCUACGUCCUUCAGAACCCAAAUGGUUGAAACUCUCGAGUUAAAUUCUUAUUCUCGUUUUUCCUGCUUUACCACGAGAAGCUCUAAACCUGGUUUAGUUUCUGAGGGAGCCUCUUCUGCAGAGAGACUGCUGUUUAUACCCCCUGGAGUCAGCCCAGACGAGGUUACAGAUGACAUGAUCUUACCCGGGUCAAAUAUUGUGCUCGGACCAUAUGCUGGCGAUGCUAAAGUUACGGAGGUUGAAUUUGUGAAAAGUAGUAAUCGUCCCAAGGACUGUCCCAAGGAUGACCGACCAGAAUUUGCUAUGUUGGGCAGGUCCAAUGUUGGGAAAUCCUCUCUAAUCAACUCUUUGGUUCGCAAGAAAGAGGUUGCUCUCACUUCUAAGAAGCCAGGAAAAACUCAGUUAAUUAAUCAUUUCCUGGUGAAUAAAAGCUGGUACAUUGUGGAUUUGCCUGGUUAUGGUUUUGCCAAUGUCCCAGAAGCAGCUAAAAUGGAUUGGUUCUCAUUCACAAAGGGUUACUUUCUGAACCGGGGGACGUUGGUCUCUGUUUUGCUUCUUGUUGAUGCUAGUGUCCCACCACAGAAGAUUGACCUUGAUUGUGCAAAUUGGCUCGGGCGGAACAAUAUACCGUUGACAUUUGUUUUUACCAAGUGCGAUAAGAGGAAAGGGGGCAAAGGAAAGAGGCCGGAUGAUAAUAUAAGAAGUUUUCUACAGCUGAUCAGGGAAUAUUACAAGCAACAACCGCCAUGGAUAAUGAGUAGUAGCGUCACUGGUAUUGGCAGGAAUGAGCUUCUUUUGCAUAUGUCGCAGUUAAGGAACUACUGGAACAAUGAGUAG